UUUGGUUGCACUCUUUCUCUCCUCAGAUGUAGAUCUCUUUCUCUCUCUAACUUUGCAGUGGAAAAUUCCAUUGUAGCUGGCGUCGAGGAUUUUUAAGCUCACUACAUUACAAGCUUUUAGAAUUACGUAGCCAUCGCUCUCUCUAUCUCUCUCUUCUGGAGAGAACCCUCCUCUCUUCCUAGAUCUCUUCUCUUCAUCUAUACUGUUCUUAUCUCGGAGGGCUUGGCUUGGGAUAAGCUGCUUGCGUUGUCAUUUCCUGCAUAUUGGCUUCCAGUGAUUCACAGAUCCGUAGUUCCGAUCUCGGAUAUUCGGUCUCAGCUCAGCCAUGGCGGCUGCUAACGCCCCGAUCACUAUGAAGGAGGCCCUUACUUUAUCAAGCAUAGGGGUCAAUCCACAGUUCAUCACAUUUACUAAUGUCACCAUGGAAUCUGAUAAGUAUAUUUGUGUUCGAGAGACAGCACCCCAAAAUAGUGUGGUGAUCAUUGAUAUGAAUAUGCCUAUGCAGCCGUUGAGGCGGCCCAUUACUGCAGACUCGGCUAUCAUGAAUCCCAACUCAAGAAUUUUGGCAUUGAAAGCCCAAGUUCCUGGAACCACUCAAGAUCAUUUACAAAUAUUCAACAUUGAGGCAAAGCAAAAAGUGAAAUCACAUCAGAUGCCUGAGCAGGUUGUAUUCUGGAAGUGGAUUUCUCCAAAGAUGUUAGGUCUAGUCACCCAGACCUCAGUUUAUCAUUGGCCAAUUGAAGGUGAUUCUGAGCCCGUAAAGAUGUUUGAUAGAGCAGCAAAUUUGACCAACAAUCAAAUUAUCAAUUACCGCUGUGAUCCUGCAGAGAAAUGGUUGGUUUUGAUUGGAAUUGCUCCUGGUUCCCCAGAGAAGCCCCAACUUGUCAAAGGAAAUAUGCAACUAUUCUCAGUGGAUCAGCAACGUAGUCAAGCUCUUGAAGCCCAUGCUGCAUCAUUUGCCUCAUUUCGAAUAGCAGGAAAUGAUAAGGAUUCUGUGCUCAUUUCAUUUGCAACAAAGACCUCAAAUGCUGGCCAGGUUACAUCAAAACUGCACAUCAUUGAGCUAGGAGCACAGCCAGGAAAACCAUCCUUUACUAAGAAACAAGCAGAUCUUUUCUUUCCCCCAGAUUUUGCUGACGAUUUUCCAGUUGCAAUGCAGAUAUCACAGCGAUACAGUUUAAUUUAUGUGAUUACAAAGCUUGGGCUAUUAUUUGUAUAUGACCUGGAGACAGCAACUGCGGUGUACAGAAAUAGGAUCAGCCCAGACCCCAUUUUUUUGACUGCAGAAGCUUCUUCAGUGGGGGGUUUCUAUGCCAUCAAUAGGCGAGGUCAGGUGUUGCUUGCCACAGUAAAUGAAGCAACAAUAGUGCCUUUUGUCAGUGGACAAUUGAAUAAUCUGGAACUUGCUGUCAAUCUUGCCAAAAGAGGAAACCUUCCUGGUGCUGAAAACUUGGUGGUCCAACGUUUUCAAGAGUUAUUUGCUCAAACUAAAUAUAAAGAGGCUGCUGAGCUUGCUGCAGAGUCCCCACAAGGCAUUCUCCGCACUCCUGAUACUGUUGCCAAGUUUCAGAGUGUUCCUGUUCAAGCAGGGCAAACACCUCCUUUGCUCCAGUACUUUGGAACGCUUUUGACUAGAGGGAAGCUCAAUGCUUUUGAGUCAUUGGAACUUUCACGCCUUGUUGUAAACCAGAAUAAGAAGAAUUUAUUGGAGAAUUGGUUGGCUGAGGAUAAGCUGGAGUGUAGUGAGGAACUUGGGGACCUUGUGAAGACUGUGGAUAACAACCUAGCAUUGAAAAUAUAUAUCAAAGCAAGAGCAACACCAAAGGUUGUUGCAGCUUUUGCUGAACGCAGAGAAUUUGACAAGAUUUUGAUUUACUCUAAGCAGGUUGGAUAUACACCUGACUAUCUUUUCCUUCUGCAAACAAUUCUCCGAUCAGAUCCUCAGGGAGCUGUGAAUUUUGCCCUCAUGAUGUCUCAAAUGGAGGGAGGCUGUCCAGUUGAUUACAACACAAUAACAGAUCUUUUUCUUCAGAGGAACAUGAUCCGCGAGGCCACAGCAUUUUUACUGGAUGUUCUGAAACCCAACUUGCCAGAGCAUGCUUAUCUGCAAACAAAGGUCUUGGAGAUCAACCUUGUUACUUUCCCAAAUGUGGCGGAUGCAAUUUUGGCAAACGGAAUGUUUAGUCAUUAUGACCGUCCUCGAAUUGGUCAACUUUGUGAAAAAGCUGGUCUUUAUAUCCGAGCACUGCAGCACUACACUGAACUGCCUGACAUAAAGCGUGUCAUUGUCAAUACUCAUGCAAUUGAGCCUCAGUCUUUGGUUGAAUUUUUUGGGACUCUUUCACGUGAGUGGGCAUUGGAGUGCAUGAAGGACCUUUUGUUGAUCAAUCUCAAAGGCAACCUUCAGAUAAUUGUUCAGGUUGCAAAGGAAUACUGUGAACAGUUGGGUCUGGAUGCAUGCAUAAAGCUUUUUGAGCAAUUUAAGUCAUAUGAUGGGUUGUAUUUCUUUCUAGGAUCAUAUUUGAGCUUAAGCGAGGAUCCUGAAAUCCAUUUUAAGUACAUUGAGGCAGCAGCUAAGACUGGACAAAUCAAGGAGGUUGAACGUGUUACAAGAGAGUCUAACUUCUAUGACCCUGAGAAAACUAAGAACUUUUUGAUGGAAGCCAAACUUCCUGAUGCUCGGCCUUUGAUUAAUGUAUGUGACCGCUUUGGGUUUGUUCCAGACCUCACUCACUAUCUGUACACGAGCAAUAUGCUCAGAUAUAUUGAAGGUUAUGUCCAAAAGGUCAAUCCAGGAAAUGCUCCUUUAGUUGUUGGACAGCUGCUGGAUGAUGAAUGCCCUGAAGAUUUCAUUAAAGGCUUGAUCCUAUCUGUCCGUUCUCUUCUUCCUGUUGAGCCCCUUGUUGAGGAAUGUGAAAAAAGGAACCGGCUUCGUUUGCUCACUCAAUUUUUGGAGCAUCUUGUGAGUGAAGGAAGCCAAGAUGUUCAUGUCCACAAUGCUCUGGGUAAAAUUAUAAUCGAUAGCAACAACAAUCCAGAGCACUUCCUCACAACCAAUCCAUAUUAUGACUCACGUGUAGUGGGUAAAUAUUGUGAGAAGCGUGAUCCUACCCUUGCUGUUGUUGCAUAUAGGAGAGGACAGUGUGAUGAUGAGCUUAUUCAUGUAACAAACAAGAACUCUUUGUUCAAGCUUCAGGCCAGGUAUGUAGUUGAAAGGAUGGAUGCUGAUCUUUGGGAGAAAGUUCUCAACCCUGAAAAUGAGUUCAGAAGGCAGCUUAUUGACCAGGUUGUAUCUACUGCUCUGUCUGAAAGCAAGAGCCCAGAACAAGUGUCUGCUGCUGUUAAAGCUUUCAUGACUGCUGAUCUUCCACAUGAAUUAAUUGAACUUCUUGAAAAGAUUGUUCUCCAAAAUUCCGCAUUCAGUGGGAACUUUAAUCUUCAGAAUUUGCUUAUCUUGACAGCCAUUAAAGCAGAUCCAUCCAGAGUUAUGGACUAUAUUAAUAGGCUUGAUAAUUUUGAUGGACCUGCAGUUGGUGAAGUGGCUGUUGAGGCCCAACUGUAUGAAGAGGCUUUUGCAAUCUUCAAGAAGUUCAACUUGAAUGUCCAGGCAGUUAAUGUUUUACUAGAUAACAUUCGAGACAUAAACCGUGCUGUAGAGUUUGCAUUCCGUGUUGAAGAAGAUGCUGUGUGGAGUCAAGUGGCUAAAGCUCAACUUCGAGAGGGAUUAGUCAGUGAUGCAAUUGAGUCGUUCAUCCGUGCAGAAGAUGCUACCCAUUUUUUGGAAGUAAUUCGUGCCGCUGAGGAUACAGAAGUUUACCAUGACUUGGUUAAGUAUCUGUUGAUGGUUAGGCAGAAGACGAAGGAGCCUAAGGUUGACAGUGAACUUAUCUUUGCAUAUGCCAAAAUAGAUCGGCUGGGUGAAAUUGAAGAAUUUAUUCUCAUGCCGAAUGUUGCUAAUCUACCCAAUGUUGGUGAUCGUUUGUUUGAUGAAGGUUUAUAUGAGGCUGCAAAGAUCAUAUUUGCAUUUAUCUCUAACUGGGGCAAAUUAGCUAUCACACUAGUCAAGUUGAAUCAAUUUCAAGGUGCAGUUGAUGCUGCACGCAAGGCAAAUAGUGCAAAGACAUGGAAAGAAGUCUGCUUUGCUUGUGUUGAUGCCGAAGAGUUCCGACUGGCUCAGAUUUGUGGGCUUAAUAUUAUAGUGCAGGUGGAUGACUUAGAAGAAGUAAGUGAAUACUAUCAAAACAGGGGAUGCUUCAAUGAAUUAAUUUCUCUCAUGGAAAGUGGACUAGGAUUGGAACGUGCACAUAUGGGUAUCUUUACUGAGCUUGGAGUACUAUAUGCAAGAUACCGUCAUGAGAAACUCAUGGAACACAUUAAAUUAUUCUCCACCCGUCUUAACAUACCCAAACUUAUUCGAGCAUGUGAUGAGCAGCAGCACUGGAAGGAACUAACCUAUCUAUAUAUCCAAUAUGAUGAAUUUGAUAAUGCUGCGACUACUGUCAUGAAUCAUUCCCCGGAUGCUUGGGAUCACAUGCAGUUCAAAGAUAUCAUUGUCAAAGUAGCCAGCGUGGAGUUGUAUUACAAGGCUGUGCAUUUCUAUUUGCAAGAGCACCCUGAUCUCAUUAAUGAUGUCCUGAAUGUUCUUGCACUAAAAGUGGACCACACACGUGUUGUGGACAUUAUGAGAAAGGCUGGUCACUUGCGUUUAGUGAAGCCAUACAUGGUAGCUGUUCAGAGCAACAAUGUUUCAGCUGUUAAUGAAGCCCUUAAUGAGAUAUAUGCUGAGGAGGAAGAUUAUGAAAGGCUACGCGAAUCUAUUGAGUUGCAUGAUAACUUUGAUCAGAUUGGCCUUGCACAGAAGAUUGAGAAACAUGAACUUCUUGAGAUGAGGCGUGUUGCUGCUUAUAUCUAUAAAAAGGCAGGUCGAUGGAAGCAAUCCAUUGCGCUCUCCAAAAAAGAUAAUCUUUACAAAGAUGCCAUGGAGACUGCCUCACAAUCUGGGGAUCGUGAACUUGCAGAGGAGUUGCUUGUUUAUUUCAUUGAACAGGGAAAGAAGGAAUGUUUUGCAUCAUGCCUCUUUGUCUGUUACGAUUUGAUUCGCCCUGAUGUUGCUCUAGAGCUAGCUUGGAUGAAUAACAUGAUUGACUUUGCAUUCCCUUACCUGUUGCAGUUCAUCCGUGAAUAUACUGGAAAAGUUGAUGAACUAAUCAAAAGUAAACUUGAGGCUCAAAAUGAGGCAAAGGCUAAACAGGAUGAAGAGAAGGACGUUAUUAAGCAGCAGAAUAUGUAUGCACAGCUGCUGCCUCUUGCUUUGCCAGCACCACCAAUGCCAGGUAUGGGAGGCCCCGGCGUUGGAGGAAGUUUUGCCCCACCACCUUCCAUGGGGGGUAUGGGAAUGGGAAUGGCUCCUAUGCCACCAUUUGGCAUGCCACCACCCAUGGGUUCAUAUUGAUGAGUCGGCAUUCUAUAGUGGUAGUGGAAGUUGGAAGUGAACAGUACGGGCAUUUUUGGAUUUGGGAUUUCUUUCUCUUAAAGUCUUGAGUCAGCUUUUAAUCUCAUUCUUGGAAAGUAGUUCAUUGUUCAAUGGUUAAGUUGGAAGUUAGUAUUAAAAUAAACGGUUCUUUGUUGUGCUAUAGGGUGUUGAUAUAUCUUUUUCUUUUUUCUUUUUUCUUUGUAAUAUUCUUUUAGAAGCAAUUUUUGCAGCUAGGCAGCAAAGUUGAGGAUAUUCUUCAAAAGCAAACACUUUGGUGCAUCGUUGCAUUUUGUACUGAUUUUCAAGGAUGAACAUAGCAUAUUGUUUUUUUGAUCCACGCUUGUGUACAUCAUACAUCUUCCCCAACUCCGACUUAUGGGUUAUUAAUGAUUGUCAUUGAACAUUUAAAUUUUGAA
Ipomoea nil (Japanese morning glory) is the source of this 5889-nucleotide messenger RNA. Its product is annotated as clathrin heavy chain 2. The coding region runs from base 326 to 5452 and encodes 1708 amino acids. The transcript has 30 exons. The record is from RefSeq and is a predicted model, not a curated record. Gene Ontology annotation, molecular function: clathrin light chain binding; structural molecule activity. Lineage: Eukaryota; Viridiplantae; Streptophyta; Magnoliopsida; Solanales; Convolvulaceae. Gene Ontology annotation, biological process: intracellular protein transport; receptor-mediated endocytosis. Gene Ontology annotation, cellular component: clathrin complex; Golgi apparatus; chloroplast.